This is a messenger RNA of Penicillium daleae, 405 nucleotides long. RefSeq lists its product as uncharacterized. The record is from RefSeq and is a predicted model, not a curated record. Lineage: Eukaryota; Fungi; Ascomycota; Eurotiomycetes; Eurotiales; Aspergillaceae. Bases 1 to 405 code for a protein of 134 amino acids. The transcript has a single exon.
AUGCCCGCUACCUCCGAAAUUCAAGGCUCUUUCCUGGGCCAUUUCUUCGGCACGGUUUGGACCAUCGUCAGUACCUUUUUCGGCACAACCUGGUUUCUGACUACAUCGUUCUUCGGCGCAAUCUUUCGAGUCGUACUUCCAGCUACGGUUGCCUGUAUUAUCAUCUGCGGUGUGCUUUUCGCUGCCUACGUGGCUGUCUUGUCCAUCGCCGAUUGGAUGGGAUGGAUUAAAUUGAAGCCUAUUGUCGAGAAGCAGAAAGCGCGUCACUCCUCAAAGCCCGACGAGGAAGGAUCUGACGAGGUGUUUGUCGAUGUUUCGAGUGACAAGAAACGAGUCGAGGUUGAAAUCGAGUUUUUGGAAGAGUUGUUGCGUGUCAGGCGGGAAAAGUUGAAGAAGCUGGAUUAG